Molecule: messenger RNA, 517 nt
Organism: Drosophila innubila
Lineage: Eukaryota; Metazoa; Arthropoda; Insecta; Diptera; Drosophilidae
Product: vacuolar ATPase assembly integral membrane protein VMA21 homolog
Exons: 2
Coding region: 94-423 (109 amino acids)
Biological process (GO): vacuolar proton-transporting V-type ATPase complex assembly
Source: RefSeq, a predicted model, not a curated record
CAUGAUUGGCACACAAAUGAGAAACGGAAAACAACAGAAAUAAAAAAUACUUUUCUGAUUUUAAUUAAUAUUUUACAAGUAUUAAAGCCAAAUAUGAGCAACAAGACAAAGAAGGGCAACGGCAAUGGAGGCGAUGGUGGCCAAAGCAAAAUGGCUAAGCAACGUUCUCAGGACUCCCACGACUAUAGUUCCUUCAAAGUGGUCCUGUUCUACUGCUCCCUCAUUGUAUUCCUGCCUGUAGUGACGUUCUUUGCCCUCAAAGGAUUCGUACUGGAUCAGUUCUUUAGCAUGUCGGACGUGAAAGUAAACAUUGCAUCUGCGGUGGGCGCGGUUGCAGCGUUGCACGUUGCUUUGGGCCUGUAUAUCUAUCGGGCCUACUUUGGCGGAUCUGAUAAAAAGGCUGCACAGUCCAAGCAGGAUUAACCCCGUGGAGCAACAACUACAACAGCUGCGGCGGCAUCAACGACUGUUAAAUAUGUACCAUUUCCAAUUAAAACGUUUUUGUUUUCGCUUCGUU